AUGUCUUCCAACCCUCCAUUUGGGAACGAACUUUUGGGGUUUGUCAAGAUGAAUCAUCUAUGGACACGCCGCACCGGGUUCUGUCACUUCAUUGUUACCUUCACUGCCGAAGGCGAACCUAUGCAGGAAGCCAAAGAGGCAUCUCGAUUGGUCGAAAUGGUACAAAGCUGUACGAUAUGGGAUCGUCUAGGAUGUCAGCUACAGUACUGCGGUGAUGCGCUGACGCAGUCGCCCUCGGGAUUGGUAUUUUCCAUGCAGCACAACGAUCUCUCCUCUGCUCUGGUCGCGCCCUCCGGAGCCCUUACAGCCGAAUUUCGAUCGUUGCAAUGCUCCAUAAAUGUAUCGGCGAGGAACCAUCAAUCAAACGGAGACCACCGAGAGCGAAAGAAACGAAAAGUCGCAUGCCAGGAUGCCAAGGCAGAGGGAAAGCACUUCGACAUGGCUUCCGAGGAGGACGACUCCUUCUUCCAGGCUCUUGCACCAUCUGACCGCCAGGCAAUCGACAAUUUCUGUCUGAUCAUGAACUUUAAUCACGACGACAAGAAGGACGCAAUCCAUUCGGCGCUGUUUAGGCGAGGGCCGAGCCCCAACAAUGUCCAAAUAUUGGUUCAUGCAUCCCUGAGCAUGCUCGUGUCGGGACACAAAGGGCAGCACAGAGGAGUCACAGUCCUUGAGAGCAAUCCACACUGUUCACUUAUUUCCCUGGCUCCGGGAGUAUUCCACGUCCCUUACCUGACGGCUGUUUCCGAUCGCGCGAAAUUCCUGCCCAUUAUCGCUACAUCUCUAGCUCGAAUGCGGAAUGCAGAGUCACCUAUUCUGAGGCAAAAGAUGGCAGCAUUACUAGAGACAGGCACAGGAGCGGUGGAGGGAGGGGACAUGAACCCGAUUUUCACACCAACCGCAGAGCGCAUUACGAGGUCCAUCGAACGAAGUUUUUGGGUCGUCAUCGUAUCGACAAUCAAGCCACCACCACUCCCCAAGAAGCAUAUGACAGUUCCACGAGCGUCUGAGGUAUCCCCGCAUGACGCAGCGAGCGAGACGGGAUUCGAAUGGCCCCAGAUCGGCACUGGCUUGCCAACAUUGGUUACAUACUUCGGAGAAAAUGAGCAUGGAAUGUUUCUGGAACAAGACUCUUCGCCGGGCUCAGCCCUUGCGAACGCUUUUGUUGAUCACAGCCACCCACCAUCCUUUUGCUCGAGUGCUUCCGAAUCACAGUCAAGCUUCUCAAGCGAGUCCUAUGAUAGUCCAGUUUCGCAAGAGAUUUCCAAUCAUCAGCAACGAGCGGCAGACUUUGUUCCCAGUCAACCGUACCACCACCUCGAGCAUUCACACACGCCGGAAGCAACUUUUAUGAAUGUCGACGUUGGAUAUAUUCCAGAAAAAGCUGGAAACGAAUUGCCAUUUGCGUACCCCGCCAUCUAUACGACAGUUGAUCAAUGUAUGUAUCCAAACGGAGUAUGA
Messenger RNA from Drechmeria coniospora, 1461 nucleotides. RefSeq lists its product as uncharacterized. The transcript is spliced from 4 exons. NCBI's taxonomy places the organism in Eukaryota, Fungi, Ascomycota, Sordariomycetes, Hypocreales, Ophiocordycipitaceae. The record is from RefSeq and is a predicted model, not a curated record. The coding region runs from base 1 to 1461 and encodes 486 amino acids.